Molecule: messenger RNA, 2851 nt
Organism: Asterias rubens (European starfish)
Lineage: Eukaryota; Metazoa; Echinodermata; Asteroidea; Forcipulatida; Asteriidae
Exons: 8
Coding region: 144-2525 (793 amino acids)
Source: RefSeq, a predicted model, not a curated record
AAUAAAAACUGUGUUUGAUCGUGUUGAUAUAAAUGAAGUUCUGUCAUCUCUUUCGAAAGAUCGGAGCUUGCUUCAAAAUCAAAACAUCCGAAUGAUUGAAUGACAUCAAAGAAAGGUUCAAAAACAAAAUGCUGUGAGUGAAGAUGCAAAGGAAAUUUUCUAACCAGCCGUCGGUUCUUGAAAGAGCUCAGAAACAGCUUCAAGGAAAGCGUUUGUCUGCCACCAAGAGAGGGCCUGCUUCAGCCGAUCGGUCUGCCAAUCAAGAACGCAGGAAAGAAGAAAAUGAUCUUGAUGCCUAUCUUAGUCAGCUCUCCCGCAAAGUCACUAUCAGCAGUGGAAAGAAAACAAAAAGCACACUCAGUGAUGAUUUCAGUGACAUCAGCAUCUCCAGUGAUGGAGGUCAGGAGGUACAGGCGGCCAGUCUAUCAGCCAGCCGUUUCGUUAAGAAAAGCCACAGUCAAACAAUGGUGGACAGUGGAAGCUUGCGUCGGAAAGCUGAAGCUACCUCUGGGGGAAUAUCUAUGAAAAAGUCUGCCACAACUCCAAAUUUUCUGAACAAAACAGCACCUGUGUAUGCGUCUUCAGCUUUGCAGAAGGCAGCCAAACUUGGAGCAAAGUUUUCAAAACAAAAGAGAAGCACCGACAACUUGCCAGAUUCCGAAAGUGACUUUGAUAUAUCCCUCAGUGAUGAAGACAAUCUUACAUCAAAAAACAAGACUAAGUUCACAAAAGAAAACAUGAUUGGAAGUAGUAGGAAGAAGUCUUCAGGAGUAGGAAAGGCCUCUUCUUUCAGUCACCUUCAGAGCAGCGAUGAAGAUGAACUUAAGAAAGAUGGCAACAAGUUCUUAAAGAAGUCCAACAAGCCUUCAUUCUAUGUCAGUGAAAGUGACGGAGAAGACAAUAACUUUGGCAGAGAUGGCAAUAAAUUUCUCAAAAAGUCUGCUUCGAAGCAGUCAACAAAUCUCCCACCAAAACCUGAUCCAGAAGAGGAAGCCACAAGUAGGUUUUUGAAAAAACCCACCUCCAAAACAACACUACAAGACACAAAGUCUACCACAUCCAAGGCAAAGAUUAACGAGGACAGGUUCCUGACUUCAACCCCAAAGAAAGAGGCAGUCGCAUCAAGCUCAAAGCUUCCUCAGAAGACCUCGGCAGGGUUGGGACUGGAUAGUGAUGAAGAGGAUCUACAGGAAUUCAUCAUGAAUCUGUCGCCCUCUAGCUCACCAGAUAUUCCCCCAAUCCGAGAGAAGAAGCAGGUCACACAGAGUAGUAAUCUUACGGAAAGCAAACAAACCUCACCCAGUCGGAGACCAGCUACCCCUGGUGUUAAGAAAGUCUUUAGAGCUAGAGAAGAUUCAUCAGACAAUAGUGCAGUGUCAUCAGAGUCCAUUGUUACUGAGAGUUUACAAGAAGACAUCUUCAGCGGUAUACACACUAAUAUAAUGCAGCUGGAAGAUUUAGAACCCAUUGGGAUAAGUCCAAAGCUGGCUCCUGUAUCAUCCUCCAAGCCAAAAGUUUCAGACAAACCAAACAAGGACAUAGUCAGUAACAUUUCUGAACCAAGCUCCAUCAGGGAGGACUUCCUCUCUGGACUGCAAACUGUUGACGAUCUUCUUGCUAGAGACACUUAUAACCAGGGACGAGGAAGCCCUGCGAGAAAAAACAGCUAUAAAAGUGAUUUUGAAAGUGCUGAAGAUUCCAUUUCUGAAAUUCUGUCGAAUAUCAGAAGGUCUGGUAGCAAAACACCAAGGGAGGCAUACGCAGAAGACACGUUUACGUCUCAGUCUGUGUCGCUGUCGCAGACCAACACAAGCACAAGGACAAUACCAGAUUCUCAAUCUGAGGGUACCAGUGGACAGGAUACCAGUCAAGGUAGAAGGACAUACUCUGAUAGUGGAGACACCCUCACUAAGGCAAGCCUGAGUGAGAACUACAGCGAUGAUUUUGAUUCUCGUCAUACAGACUCUGAUGUGGAGGAUCUUUCCUCUGAUGAUGAGAGGAUGCGGACAGAUUCUGUAACUCACAGUAGGAGCUUUACGUCUUAUACGGAGAGUAAGACAAUCACUAGAAGUGAAACACCAAGAAGGAGCAAAAGACGAGAUAGAGAUAAGAAGAAGACCAUGAAGACUCAAGAUGCAUCGGUUCAAGCAGAUGGAGCUACAUCAGCUACUCACCGUUGGCUAAGAGAUUUGGAUUUGAGUGCUCUUGGUACAGUGACCGGCGUUGACCCCACCCCAGUAGCUAUGCAUGUCAUAAACCCACAGGCUCUAGAAGCAUUGACGUCCUACAGCCCCAGUAUUUUAGCCAUGAAUGAGAUGUUACUUUCUCAAAUACGCCACACUCAGCAGACAAUACAAGGAUCCCUACAUCUUCACCAGACCUUCAUGGAGAACAUCCAAACGGAUUAUAACUACACAACAGUGGAGGACACUAAGGAGUACAUUCGUAGACAUAGACGACCCAAGCUGACGAUGGAACAAGCUUUAGCUGAAGUCAGAAGGGAAAUGGAGGAGGGUUACAGGUAGAAAUAGACUUUCUCUGUGGGUUAAAUGGAAAGAUCUCGGUUGUUCUGUAUAUGACAAUGUCGAAUAAGUGGUUGGUAGCUGUGUGAGUUAGGUAAAUGCAAAGAGGAAAAUAAAAUGUAGCACUGUGAAUGGGUUUUAAGUACUUUUUGUACAACACAAAACACGAUGUCCAAAACUUUAUAAAACUUAUGUGGUUUGAAUAUAUUGAUGGUAGAAGGAUUCCCUAAAAAAUAUUACUCGCUGAGGUACUGUAGCUGUAGCAACACUGGACACUAUUGGUAAUUGUCACAGACUAGCCUUCACAGUUAGUGUAUCUCAACAUAAUA